Molecule: messenger RNA, 1989 nt
Organism: Mycotypha africana
Lineage: Eukaryota; Fungi; Mucoromycota; Mucoromycetes; Mucorales; Mycotyphaceae
Exons: 1
Coding region: 136-1662 (508 amino acids)
Biological process (GO): positive regulation of transcription by RNA polymerase II; negative regulation of transcription by RNA polymerase II
Molecular function (GO): zinc ion binding; DNA-binding transcription factor activity, RNA polymerase II-specific; RNA polymerase II cis-regulatory region sequence-specific DNA binding
Source: RefSeq, a predicted model, not a curated record
AUGAUAAAGUAAAAAAGCUUGCUUGGACAAAAAGCUAAUUUGGCUGUUUAUAUAAAAGAUCAGGGCGUGCUGCUACUGUCCUUUUCUUCUUCUUCUCCCUUCGUAAUCUAAGCAGUUUAUUAAAAACAGCACAACAUGACUGUGAAGUCUCCUUUUUAUAAUAAACCUUCGACACUAACAAGUGUUGAUUCUUGUCAUAAAUGCCCGUCGCAACCGUCGACAACUCAACUGUCAGCUAAUUUUAGAAAGACAAGUGGUUUAUUAUUCUUACCUGAAAAAGACCAGUCUAAAACUGUAUCUACAGUUAAUACUGGCGUCGAUCAGUCGAUGGUUUUCGUUCCUUCCACCAACAAUAACAAGAUUCAUACUGCAUCCUCUGUCAUUGUUGAACCAUGCAACUCCAGUGUUGCGAAAAUGGAUAUUGGAAGUACAGUUGCCACCUCCUGUUCGAACUGCGGCAUUACUUCUACGCCUCUAUGGAGAAGAUCUCCGCUUGGGGAAAUUAUCUGUAAUGCUUGCGGUUUAUACUACAAAGCACGCAAUACUUCCCGCCCUGUCUGGUUGAAGAAAAACACAACUGCAUUAACAAAACGCUCAUUCAAAACAUGUCCUAUUGCACCUCGUAUUAUACGAUCGCCUCCUCUUUUGGCUCCUGCGCCUAGUAAUACUGCUAAAGACCCUAUCUUAUUACUAGCAAUAAAGACCAACAGAAAUCAGGAAAAAGACACUCAAAUGCCACCACAACAGCAACAUUUUACUGAACCCAUCAAAAACUCCUUCGACUCUACAGUAUCGUCUACGCCAGAUAGCACUACAACAACUGACACCACACUUAGUUGCAUCAAUUGUCAUACCUCGACCACUCCUUUAUGGCGGCGCGAUGAAUUUGGUCAGCCAAUUUGCAAUGCAUGUGGUCUUUAUUUCAAGCUACACAGCAUUCAUCGACCUAUCACAAUGAAACGCUCCACUAUCAAACGAAGAAAGAGAGUUACAGCUGCUACUAUUGCCACUCAGCGUAGACAUCCUGUUAUUAUUCAGCAAUAUCCUCAUUUGAAAUCUUACCCUAUCAAACAGCAACAACAGCCCAACCGCAACAAUGAAACGAACAGCAGUCUCAGCAAAAGCACGUUGCAUCCUACAGAUCCACAGUUGCGCCCUUUAUUGCCUUUGCUUUCACCAUCAUAUAUAAGAUCUACUAAAGAUAACAUCCCUUCCUAUCCUGGAGUUCCUGGUCCUGAUCCCAUAGAACCCGACGUUUCUCAGCAGCAUUUUCGAUAUCUACCUUCCCCUCCAAUGAAGCCUACUAAAACUCGCAACAACAACAAUACGAACAUUGCUUGCCUUUUGAAUCCUGAUAUAAAGAAGCAUGAACGAAACUUACCUGGACUGCCAUCUCCACCUAUGUUGACACACGAUGAUACCGGCCCUUCACCACCUCCGACAGCAGACUUGGACUCUCCUUUAUUGUCCCACCCCAUUAGCAAAGAUCCCAAGCAUACUCAUAAAGUAUUGAAAGCUCAUCGUAACGAACUGAAACGCGAAUUUAACAAUUUGACUUUCCUCUUGACUCGUACAACGACGAUGCUUCAAAAUAUUGACCAUGCUAUGGCUGUUAACACCCUAUCUAUCUCUGCUGCUGCUUCUCAUAAAGACGAGUAUUAGAUAAUUAUAUCCUUAUGGUUACAUAUUUGUCUUCUUUUUUCAUAUAAACUCUCAGUAUGCUAUUUUUACAAUUAUGUUUUAUUUUCUUUCUAUGCCGUCACUAUGUGUUUCAUCAUGUGAAACCAUGUGAGCUACAACAUACGCUGUUGUGUUAUUGAUAAAAGUCAGGGACCUUUUUAUUACAAUGAUUAUCACAAGCUUUUCUUUUCUCUCAAACAUAGAAGUGGAAUGAAAUAGUAUGUUACUCUUUAAACAUAUACAAUAAAAAUUUAUUCAGCUAGAAAAGCAUAAGGUAUUAUUUUUUUAUUUUUUUGUAGGAAACGCGAG